Molecule: messenger RNA, 621 nt
Organism: Penicillium chermesinum
Lineage: Eukaryota; Fungi; Ascomycota; Eurotiomycetes; Eurotiales; Aspergillaceae
Product: ribonuclease P subunit p20 family protein
Exons: 2
Coding region: 1-621 (206 amino acids)
Biological process (GO): tRNA 5'-leader removal; rRNA processing; intronic box C/D snoRNA processing
Cellular component (GO): ribonuclease MRP complex; nucleolar ribonuclease P complex
Molecular function (GO): RNA binding
Source: RefSeq, a predicted model, not a curated record
AUGGGCAAAGGACCGUUGGAGCGGAAGCUCCAAUUUGACAAGAAGAACCAUGACCUUGUCAGAUUACCGAAAUACGCGAAAGUAGAAAAGCGCCCUAUUCCCCACCCGCCUAUCGCCUCUCCCUACGCUGGGGACUCUGUACCAAAGGUCGUCUAUGUUUCAAGCGGAACGCCAUUCAUGAGUGCGGUGAAGCGUGUUCAAAAACUUCUCCACCAAGCCGAAAAACGCGCCACUGCCAACAUCAAUCUGGAAGACACACGCAAGACAGAGCAACAAAAGUUAGCAGAGUUGGCGAAAGCUGCCGACAAGCGCGAAGAGAUUCUAAUCAAGGCCACCGGACGGGCUAUCGAAAAGGCACUCAAUGUAGGCAAAUGGUUCGAGGAGAAAGAUACAGAAUACUCUGUGCGAGUAACGACGGGAAGUGUGCUCGUUGUUGAUGAUGUGGUUGAGGACGAGAACAAGAAGAAACAAGAAGCGGAAGGGGCUGCCCGAAAACAAGGGAAAGAACAGGCCACAUCAAGUGAACCUCUUUCUCAAAAGGACGACAUCGAAGCUGGGAAAUCGAAACAAGCCAUUAACACCGCUUCAAAGAAAAAGAAAACAAUCGGCUUUAGCUUUUAG